Messenger RNA from Vicia villosa (hairy vetch), 1802 nucleotides. Its product is annotated as malate dehydrogenase, chloroplastic. Lineage: Eukaryota; Viridiplantae; Streptophyta; Magnoliopsida; Fabales; Fabaceae. The record is from RefSeq and is a predicted model, not a curated record. Bases 281 to 1513 code for a protein of 410 amino acids. The transcript is spliced from 2 exons. Gene Ontology annotation, molecular function: L-malate dehydrogenase (NAD+) activity. Gene Ontology annotation, cellular component: mitochondrion; cytoplasm. Gene Ontology annotation, biological process: tricarboxylic acid cycle.
CUUAGGAGUAGAUUCUUUGAUAUAUUCAGUUUUGUUUGGCUCUCUUGCUUAGUGACGGUGAUUCACUUACUUUACCUUUGGCUACUCUGGUUAGGUAGGUGGGGAGUACUAUAUAUUAACAUAUAUUAGCAUUCGACAGCACGUAUCAGUAUCACCACUACCAUUACCAUUCGUCUUCGACCAUUAGGCGGAGAUUUCAAACCCAUUUUCCCAUUUAAAUCUCUCUCUCCCUCAACUUCUCCUCCCAAUUCCCAUUACCAUUUCCAUUCCAGAGGUUGAGAUGGCAGCGGCAGCAUCAGCAGCUACUUUUUCUAUUGGAACCGCCCAAACAGGGAGGUCACUUCCUCAAUCAAACCCUUUUGGUUUGAAACUCAAUUCCCAUGUUAAUUUCAGAAGCUUCUCUGGCCUCAAGGCUAUGCCAUCAUCUCUCAGAUGUGAGUCUGAAUCAUCUUUCUUCGGCAAUGAAACUUGUGCUGCGCUUCGUGCAACUUUUGCUCCCAAAGCUGUACAAGAAAACCGAAGCCUCAACCACAACUUGCAGCCACAGGCAUCCUACAAAGUAGCGGUUCUUGGUGCUGCGGGAGGGAUUGGUCAGCCGCUGGCACUUCUCAUCAAGAUGUCGCCUUUGGUUUCUGACCUGCAUCUCUAUGAUAUUGCAAAUGUUAAGGGUGUUGCGGCUGAUAUUAGUCACUGCAACACUCCUUCAAAAGUUGUGGAUUUCACUGGAGCUGCUGAGUUAGCGAACUGUUUGAAAGGUGUGGAUGUUGUUGUUAUACCUGCUGGUGUUCCUAGGAAACCCGGCAUGACUCGUGAUGAUCUUUUCAAUAUCAAUGCUGGUAUAGUCAGAGACUUGGUCUCCGCUGUUGCAGAUAAUGCUCCUGGGGCUUUUAUUCAUAUUAUCAGUAAUCCGGUGAAUUCUACUGUGCCUAUUGCUGCUGAAAUUCUGAAACAAAAAGGUGUCUAUGAUCCUAAAAAGCUCUUUGGUGUUAGCACACUUGAUGUUGUGAGGGCAAACACUUUUGUGGCUCAGAAGAAGAACCUGAGGCUGAUUGAUGUAGAUGUUCCUGUUGUUGGAGGCCAUGCUGGGAUUACCAUUCUUCCUCUAUUGUCAAAGACAAAACCCUCGGCGAGUUUCACUGAUGAGGAAAUUGAGGAGCUGACUGUCAGGAUUCAAAAUGCUGGAACUGAAGUUGUUGAGGCAAAAGCUGGUGCAGGGUCUGCAACUUUGUCAAUGGCUUAUGCGGCAGCUAGAUUUGUUGAAUCGUCCCUUCGUGCGCUUGACGGAGAUGCUGAUGUGUAUGAAUGCUCAUAUGUACAGUCAGAUUUGACUGACCUUCCCUUUUUUGCUUCAAGGGUGAAGAUUGGCAGGAAAGGAGUUGAAGCUUUAAUUCCAACUGAUCUCCAAGGAUUGAGUGAGUAUGAGCAGAAGGCUUUGGAAGCACUCAAGCCAGAACUUAAGGCCAGUAUCGAGAAGGGGGUUGCUUUUGCUCAAAAGCAAACUGUCGCUGCUUAACUUAUUUUGCGAACGCAUUUAUGCAAUAAUCUUGCGUCCUUUUGAGAGGAUGAAUACUACUUAGAGAGCUUAGAUGGCCGAUUUAUUGUAGAAUCAUUUUCUGCUUCCAGAAUUUAGGACUUGAAUUUUCUGUUGUAUCAAUUCUGCUUCCAGACUUGUUAGUAGAACAGGUGGGGGCUUCCAUUUCUGUUCUCUAUUUUGAGCUUUAGUUUUGAUCAGAAAUAUCAGUAGAUUGUUACUAUAAUGUACUACUAGAAUAAGAAAAAUAUAAACUUUGCAUUUUGAAUAA